Messenger RNA from Toxorhynchites rutilus septentrionalis, 1277 nucleotides. Its product is annotated as CLIP domain-containing serine protease B15-like. Lineage: Eukaryota; Metazoa; Arthropoda; Insecta; Diptera; Culicidae. The record is from RefSeq and is a predicted model, not a curated record. Gene Ontology annotation, molecular function: serine-type endopeptidase activity. Gene Ontology annotation, biological process: proteolysis. The transcript is spliced from 4 exons. The coding region runs from base 74 to 1132 and encodes 352 amino acids.
CGGGGUUUUUGUUUUGACUCCAGUAUAAGAUGAUCAUUCACACACUAGCAUCACUUCGUGAAGCAUCGUCACGAUGAAAGUUUUCUGUGUGAUAAUAUUUGGGAUGCUGUUUGCAGUAGGGCUAAAUCUGGUAUUGAACGAGUUAUGUACCACACCUACAUCAAGAUUGGGACGAUGUAUUCAACCGCAAAACUGUCAAUCCAUUCUUCGAAUACAACAAAUUCGACCAGACUUGAGGACAUCGGUGGACGCAUCUAUUCUGCAGCGUAGUAAUUGCGGAUCCCUAGGGACAAACGGCGAUCCUUCGUUUUGUUGUCCAAUACUUGAAAAUGAAAGCAGUUGUGGAGCGAGUGAAGUUGGAAACCGGAUUUUCGGAGGCACUGAAACAACAAUUGGCGAGCAUCCGUGGGCAGCUCUAUUGAUGUACCGUGUUGGUGCUAGUCGUUUCCAAACGCAAUGUGGAGGAACUUUGAUAAGCAGACGAUAUGUGUUAACAGCCGCUCAUUGCAUAGAAAAUGUACCAAGAAACUGGAAAUUGGAAUAUGUGCGGUUGUGUGAAUGGGACCUCGCAGAUCCCAAUGAAUGUGUUCAAAUCGGAAAUGAUACUGUGUGCAGACAAAAUUACGAGAUAGAGGAAACAACAGUUCAUAGUCACUUUGAUAGGUCAUCCAAUGCAUUACCGAAUGAUAUUGCACUACUGAAACUCAAAAACGUAGUACAAUUUGGGAAGUACAUAAAACCAAUAUGCUUACCACUCGAUAAUGCGUUACGGAACAUGCCCAUAAACCAACACCAAUUUACCGUAGUCGGUUGGGGUCAGACAGAAAUAGCUCCACGAAGUAGCGUGCAAAUUCAAGUGGUUGUGACAGGAAAAAAUAACAGAGUUUGUAACGAUAUGCUACGUAAUCGGGGAGUGUUGUUAACAGACUCCCAGUUGUGUGUGGGUGGUGAAGAAGGAAAAGACUCGUGUAGAGGAGACUCCGGGGGACCGUUGAUGAGACAAGUUGAAGUGAAAUGGUAUUUAACAGGAUUAGUUAGUUUUGGAGAGAGGCAAUGUGGCAGCCGAAACCACCCCAGUGUAUACACAAAUGUAGAAAAGUAUCUAGAUUGGAUCGAAAACGUCAUCAGCUGAAUGAGUUCAGCCUCAUUUGAUUGCUUUCGAUAUUCCGGAUGAAUAUUCUGCAGCUUGUGGUUUUUUGAACGUAAUUAGGAUGAUAAUUCGGUCGGCUGAUUAUAGAUAAAUGAAAUGCCAUAAAAUAAACGCAGUUUGGAUGAAA